AUGGGCAAGAAGGGCAAGCCAUCUGCAGGAAAGGCGGCCGCCAAAGCCGCCAAGAAGGAAAAGGCCGAGAAGCAGGCCACGCGCAAACUCACCAAGCAAGCCGCCAAGCAAAAGACCAACACCUCCUCCUCCACCAAGCAGCAGCCUGGCAAGAAGGGCGCCGCAGUCGAAGACGACGAAGAGGACCUCGAUGCGCUGCUCGCGCGCUACCGCGAGCAGUGGGAGCAAGAGCAUGUUGUCUCCGAGGAAAAAGUCGGUGGGCCACCCUCCCGUCGGGCCAAUGCGACCUUCACCCCAUGCCCGCUAGGAAACGAUCUGUACCUCUUCGGUGGCGAGUACUUCAACGGCGAGCGCGUCUCGUUCUACCAGGACAUGUACCGCUACAUCCCCGAAAAGAACGAGUGGCGAACCUAUGCGUCCAAAACUCAGCCCGGCCCACGAUCCGCGCACCAGGUCGCCGCCACCGCUGCCCAGGGCGGCAUGCUCUGGCUCUUCGGCGGCGAGUUCUCAGGCGCACGCCAAAACGCCUUCCACCACUACCGCGACCUCUGGGCAUUCAGCAUCGAGACGAAAGCCUGGGAGCGCAUCGACACCAAGCUUCGACCCUCGGCGCGCAGUGGCCACCGCAUGACCUUCUGGAAACACUACCUCGUCCUCUUUGGCGGCUUCAUCGACACGGGCGUAAAGACACAGUACCUCAACGACCUCUGGAUCUUCGAUACCCAGAAUACCUUCAAGUGGACAGAGAUCAAGCAGAACGAUCUGCGCCGGCCCCCACCGCGAUCCGGAUUCAGCCUGCUCUCCUGCCCAGAAGGCAUCGUUCUGCACGGCGGAUACUGCAAAAAGUACGUCAAGGGUCAGCGCACCCAGGGCGUGGCGCUUGAGGAUACCUGGUUCCUCAAGAUGGACGAAGACCUCACAAAGCUCGACUGGGUCAAGCGCCGCAAGGUCGGGUAUGCACCCAAUCCGGUGCGCAGCGGAUGCACCAUGGCGCUCUGGCAGUCCAAGAGCAUGGGCAUCCUCUUUGGCGGUGUGACAGAUACCGAGGCGGACGAAGAAACCAUGGAGAGCACCUUCCACAAAGACCUCUACGGCUACCAACUGCCCGGUACCGGUCGUUGGAUCAGUCUCAACCUUAAGCGCAAGAAGAAGGCCGGCGGAGGUAGACGAAAGAAGAAGCAACAGCAGCAGCAGCAGCAACAACGAAGAGAUGAAGACUCUGACGAUGACGGCGAUUCGGAUCGUGACGACGAGGAGCAGCUCGCCGAGUCGACCGAGAAACUGCAAAUGCAGGAGAAAGCGUCGAUCGCCAAUGGCGCCGAUGAGGACGACGAUGACGACCCCGAUGAUCCGCUGAAGACGAUCCCGCUGGAGCGGUACAACGUGAUGCUGGCCGUGCAGCGCAACACGCUCUACGUCUACGGCGGCAUCUUCGAGGCGGGCAACCGCGAAUAUACUCUCGACGACUUUUACACACUCGACCUGUCCAAGCUCGAGCGCUUCACCUGUCUCAAGGACUGCCCCAUCGAUGCGCUCGACUGGGCCGAAUCCGAGUCCGACGACGACUCGGACUCUGGCUCCGACUCUGACUCGGAGUCUAGCGAGUCCGAAUCCGAGGGUGAAGAGGGCGACGAGAUUCCGGAGGGCUUUGAGUUCGACGAGGCUGACUCGGACGACGAGGCUGCGCGGCACGCACGACUUAGCGCGGCUGAGCGCGAAGCACUGCGCGCCAAAGCACAAGCGUUUAUGGGUGUGGCAGCCGACUGUGCGCGUACGGAGCAGGAAGUCAUGUCGACGCCGCAACCGGGCGAGAAGCUGCGUGCGUUCUACGAGCGCACCAAGCCGCACUGGGCGGCCGUCGCCAUGGAAGCCGACCCGAAGCUGCGCGGCAAGGAGAUGCGCAAGCGCGGCUUUGCGCUCGCCGAUCAGCAGUACCAGGAGUACAAACCCAUCCUCGACGAGAUCGAGCGCAUCAGGGCCGAAGCUGGCCUCGACGAGAACGAGGCGGCCGUCAACAAGGUCGGCGGCAUCGGCGCUGGCAGCACUGGCGUAGACUCGCGCAAUCGUCGCUGA
This is a messenger RNA of Moesziomyces aphidis, 2073 nucleotides long. The record is from the annotation of a GenBank genome assembly. NCBI's taxonomy places the organism in Eukaryota, Fungi, Basidiomycota, Ustilaginomycetes, Ustilaginales, Ustilaginaceae.